This is a messenger RNA of Malus domestica (apple), 1793 nucleotides long. Its product is annotated as exopolygalacturonase-like. NCBI's taxonomy places the organism in Eukaryota, Viridiplantae, Streptophyta, Magnoliopsida, Rosales, Rosaceae. The record is from RefSeq and is a predicted model, not a curated record. Gene Ontology annotation, biological process: carbohydrate metabolic process. Gene Ontology annotation, molecular function: polygalacturonase activity.
UGCAAUAAAUCAAAUAAAAAAAAAUCUGUACACAUAGAAAGAUGUCUAUGGGAUUGAGGUCACCAAAUAUGGGGGGCGUUGCAAGAAGAACAUCAGCCAUGGCUGUGUUUCUUCUCGGCUUCGCUUUGCUCUCCUGCGUGGCCCAAGCUGCAUCCCGUGGACAUCUUUUCAGGGCUGGUGCCCGUCGUAGCGACACUACCAAGAGGAAAGUGUUUGAUGUCACAGCCUUCGGUGCUAAGACCGAAGACCAGAUGAAUAGAGGAAGUAAGAAGCCUAAUGUUGUUGGCAAGUUGAGUACUGGGGAACUGCCCGGUGGAGGUAUACCUGGCCUCCCUGGUGGUACUGUGGAGGAGAGUUAUGAUGAUGGCGAGAAAAUUGAUGAUCCUAAUGGAUUGGCAUUCAUCCGGACAUGGGUAGCCGCAUGCAGAGGAAACUACAAGGGUCCAACUAAGGUUGUGAUCCCCAAAGGAACAUUCUUGACAGGACCUGUGGUGUUCCAAGGGCCAUGCAACAGCUCAACUGAGCCCAUCGUCGUUGAAGUUCAAGGAUAUGUCAAAGCCAGCACCGAUCUCAGUCAAUACUCCUCUCCCGAGUGGUUUUCAUUUGAGUUGGUUGACGGCUUGAUCGUCACGGGUGACGGCACUUUUGACGGGCAAGGUACAUGGACAACCAGUGGCAGCAAGGACUCCGACAAAGCUGCUCAAGCCCCAUCCUCACUUAAAUUCAACAAAGUGAACAACAGCCUGAUCGAAAGGAUCACAUCCUUAAAUAGCAAAUUCUUCCACACACACAUGUUCGGCUGCAACAACGUGACAAUGAGGAAUGUCCACCUCACUGCUCCUGGAGAUAGCCCUAACACAGAUGGCGUGUACAUCAGCGCUUCGGACCACAUCAAAGUGCUUAACAGUGUUAUCGCAACUGGGGGUGACUGCGUUUCCAUCGGGCCAGGCGCUUACGAUGUUACCGUUAAAAACAUCACGUGUGGUCCAGGGCAUGGCAUCAGUAUCGGGAGCCUCGGAAAGGACCCUGACGAACUGAGCGUCAGUGAGAUUCACGUCAGCAAUUGCACAUUGAGAAACACCACCUAUGGUGCCAGAAUCAAGACUUCGGCUGGCAAAAGUGCAGGAGAAGUGACCGGAAUCGUCUACGAAGACAUUAUCAUGGACCAAGUUCAAAACCCUAUUAUUAUAGAUCAGUACUACGGUAACACGAAGGUGGUAAAAAAAAUCAUCGAUGGAAAUAAAAAGAUGGUAGUCCCAGGAAAUAAAAAGAGCGUAGGAGCUGGAUUAAAAAAGAAGGUAGGAGCUGGAUUAAAAAAGAAGGUAGGAGCUGGAUCAAAAAAGAAGGUUGGAGUAGGAAAACAGAUGGAACUGCAAGGUGGAAAGAAAAAGAGCGUAAGUAGGAACGAUGGAGCUGGGGUACCUUCUAGGCCAGUAUCGAAGUGGAAGAUCAGUGACGUUCACUUCAGAAACAUUAGGGGCACCUCAGCCGGAAAGGUUGCCGUUUCGUUAGCUUGCAGCUCUGUAAACCCAUGCGAGGGUGUUAAGUUCACCGACAUUAACCUUUCCUACAAGGGCACCAGUAAUAAAAAAACGGCGCUUAAAUCUGAAUGUUUCAACGCCCAGAUUACACCAAAGGGCGUACAAAACCCACCACUCUGCCGUUAAAUUAGUUUUCGAUAAACUCGAUCAUCUUUGUGUACAAGAUUUUGAUUAAUUUUGACUCAAUGUUAAGAAAACAUGUUAGCUGAACAUCUGUGUACUUAAUGAUAUCCAUUGAUUUUUGUUCUUCUU